AUGGACGAGAGGAAGAGAUAUCUAACAAAUAAAGAAGACAAGAGGCGAAAAGAAAUUAAAUUACGGUAUAUAACACUUUCUUUCUUUCUUUCUUUCUUUCUUUCUUUCUUUUCUUUUCAAUCUCUAUCUGUCUUUCUCAUCGAUCAUUUUCUCUCCCUCCCUCCCUCUCUCGAAACUAAAACUCAUUUUUACUUUUUUGACUGCUUUCAUAAUAGAUCAAUUAUUUCUUCUUCUUCUUUUUCCUCUUCCACUCCCCUCCUCCUUUUCCUUCUUCUUCCCCUCCCCUCCUCCUUUUCCUUCUUUUUCUUCUUCUUCCCCUCUCCUCCUCCUUUUCCUUCUUCUUCUUCUUCCUCCCCUACCCUCCUCCUUUUCCUUCUUCUUCUUCUUCUUCUCCCCUCCUCCUUUUCCUUCUUCUUCCCCUCCCCUCCUCCUUUUCCUUCUUCUUCUUCUUCUUCUUCUUCUUCUUCUUCUUCUUCCCUACCUCUUCUUCUUCUUCUUCCCUAUCUCUUCUUCUUCUUCUUCUUCUUCUUCUUCUUCCCUACCUCUUUUCCUCCUUCUUCUUUUUCAUUUUCUUCUCCCCUUCCCCACCUCCUUUCCCUUGUUGUUGUUCUUCUUCUUCUUCUCCCCCUCUCCACCUCCUUUCCCUUCUUCUUCUUCUCCCCCUCCCCUCCUCCUUUUUUCUUCUUCUCCUCCUCCCCUCCUCCUUCUUCUCUCUAA
Molecule: messenger RNA, 717 nt
Organism: Acanthosepion pharaonis
Lineage: Eukaryota; Metazoa; Mollusca; Cephalopoda; Sepiida; Sepiidae
Source: the annotation of a GenBank genome assembly